Molecule: messenger RNA, 2328 nt
Organism: Pseudocercospora fijiensis CIRAD86
Lineage: Eukaryota; Fungi; Ascomycota; Dothideomycetes; Mycosphaerellales; Mycosphaerellaceae
Exons: 21
Coding region: 1-2328 (775 amino acids)
Source: RefSeq, a predicted model, not a curated record
AUGCUGCCUGCCUCGAUUGGCAAGUAUCAAUACAGGUGUAGUAUACAUGUAGUCUCCAUCGGAGUCUUCGCCAAGGACAUGCAGCUCUCGCAGCGGCGGCCUUGGCGUGGGCCACCAUCGCAAAUUGCGCUGAAACUGAUGAAAAAUGCGAAGCCAGCAAAAAUUGCGCCGAUGCCGCCCCCGAAGGAGAGGUACUGGCAGGAAUACCGCUCUGUGCAAUGCAGAUUCUCUUCCAGGGCGAGCCCUAUUCGUGAGCAAGGUCACCUCAACAAGGCUGUAGAAGAUGUUAGCAGAUGUUCAAAGUGUGGGGGUGGAUGGGGAGACGUGCUAACUGCUGAGAUUACGCUAAGCACUAGCGCGGCGCUAGGGAACCUUAGCAUGGACUGUUCCGCGACGCAUCACGACGCGUCCUCCCGAGCUUCGUCAAGACUGAAAGACGUAUCACCAUACAGCAUCCAAACCGCAGACGCCGCCCGCACGGUCCUCAUGGCGUCGAGCAACGCAGAAGUAACGAUCCCAGAAACCAUAGGUGGUUUCAGAAUCCGACAUCAGAACGACAAAUGCCACACGUGCGGCAACAAGAGCGCAAGUGACGCGCUACUCAUGUGCAGUAAAUGUCACUGGGCUCUAUACUGCGACGCCUCCUGCCAAAAGGCACACUGGGAGAUCCACAAGCGGGAAUGCAAGGUCCUGACAUCCAACCCUAAGGCAUGUUCCGGACCACCUUAUACAUCUCGUCAAAUGGUUAAUAGCGAUGUACAGAAACUCAGGAUCGGCUUUGGGCAUGGAUUUGAUCAUGUGCGAGAGGUCAUGGAGUGCAUUCGACGAGCAGGGCUCAACCAUACGGUCAAGACCCUGUGUCUCACGCAACUUUACAACGCAGCGGAGGGCACGACCGUCUACAUAUUCGAGGAGCCAAUGGAUAGCAAGGACUUCCAGAACAGGGUCUCCUGGCAGCACAGAGAGCACCAAUCGAUGCUUCAAGUCGCUAUCGAUGACACUGAUCUCGGUCACCCUUCAUACUCGCGCAUGUGGAUAGCACGCAUUCUUGGCAUACUCUUUGGAGCUCAUGCAUCGCCGCUAUGCGACAUCAAGAGCCGUAGGACCAACCCCCAACUCCGCCACGGGGCAUCUUUUCCUGGGCCCAAGAGUGUUUUCGUGACACGAGCAAUAGGGCUCAAGUUUCGCCAAGACUCAGCUCCUCCACCGCCUGCACAGCGACAGUGGUCUCGAGGCGAUAUUGCGCCGACGCACUACGACUUUGAGGGUGCUAUCAGAGGUUCUCCGAACGACCUGCAGUGGCAGCCGGUUUCAAGAACAUUCAAGUCCAGCGAUACGAUAUUCCAGUCAGCGGCCAUAUGGCUGCAAAUUCCGAAACAAAAGCUCAGGGAUAUGCAUGAGCAGUCUACGAUAUCAUCCUUCGACGUGCUGCGACCUCUUUCGAAAGACGGCACCCUGCCCGCAACAUCUAGUAUCCAUUCCAGAUUCUACAUCGGCCCAGGUACAAUCAGCUCAUUAAUCAACAACCUCGCACCUAAAUUAAUCCCAGAUCCCUCAAAGCGAACAAAAUCUUUACACCGUACUGCCACCCGGAGUCACAACAGAGGAAUCAGCCGAAUGGAAAAACGAUUUCGUGGCGGGAUGUUCUCAGCUUACAUCUCCGUUGACUGCUACAGCAAUCAUCAUCAUCCCGCACUAAGCAUUCAACGGCCCAGCUCCUCCAUCCGAAAGCGUCCCAUCUUCAACGAAUCAGCUCUACUCAAGGAAUACAAAGUGGAUGAUCUGGCGCGCGGCUUUGGAGUUGGUUUUCUAUGGUCGCUUUCUGCCGGCUCGGCCAAAACCUUGAGUGCAAGAAGACUGAUCAGAAAGGGUUCAACUCCUGAUGCUGUUCUCCAACAUGUGCUCCCGCACAGCAUCUUAUACAAAUUCCUUCCUUCGUUACGCGCGCCAUUGAAGCCGCGUGAUAUCGAUUUCCAAGAAUUCGAUCGAGGCUCCGCGAAAAUAGAAAGAAGGUCGUAUACUUGGCCAAGAUCCGGACGAGGUAAUCAUAGCAAGAAUUGUUCGAGCUCUCGACAGAUGCGAGUCUGCUUCUUCGAUAGAGUGCAUCAUGUCAUGGAACAACAGCUGUAUGGUGACUGGUUUUGGUUUGAUCCAUGCCAACUUGGCAUGCGCGUCAUCCGGCUCGAACCCAGGUCGUGUUCAUGUCGAGCAGCUGUGCGCGAAUGCCAGGUCUCGUUAUUCGCUGUGGUGUCGUUCACCAGCCUCCCCGACCGGAAAUGGGGAUCGUCGCCAGUGUCGAGAGCAUCUCUUACCCCUACCGCCGCGUAG